Molecule: messenger RNA, 2983 nt
Organism: Saitoella complicata NRRL Y-17804
Lineage: Eukaryota; Fungi; Ascomycota; Saitoellomycetes; Saitoellales; Saitoellaceae
Exons: 1
Coding region: 100-2976 (958 amino acids)
Cellular component (GO): cell septum; cell periphery
Molecular function (GO): chitin synthase activity
Source: RefSeq, a predicted model, not a curated record
CGAAGUAAACAAACAAACCGCCAAGAUGCACACACCUUCAAACCCCGCAACCGCAAAGGAAACAGGUGUACGAACCUCCUACGAACAACUCCGUCAGUCAUGGAUAACCGCCGGGGCCGCGGAUCAGAGGACGAGAGGAGACCCUCCGCGUCUGUUGGGCUGGGUCUCGUGAAUGAUGAUACUACUUCCUCGGUCUUCAGGCCGCCUGUACCGACUACGCCGAGGCGCGUGUACAUGUCUUAUGAUGAGAGACGAGCGGUGUCUCCGGCGCCGUCAUACGAAUCAGCACCGAAUACACCCAGAUCGAACUAUGCGCCGACGGAAGUAUGUGGAUCGUAUGUUGGUACUAUGCCUUACAGCCCACAAUACUACGACAGGAGUAUGUCCCCGACGCGCUCGCCUGCUCGUGUUGCGUCGCCUACGCGUGCGCUUUCGCCGAUCCGCAACACGCCUGGUCAUGGUACACCUGCCUUGCCGUCCCGUUUGCUCGGAGCACGAGCACUGCCUCCACCACCGGUCUUCGAUCUCUCACCGUCGAAGCUUAUCGAGGAGACCACAAUUGACAUCACCCCAACCCCGGCCGCCGACGAAGACGAGAAGGAUGACUAUAUCUUCACCAGCUCCGCAAGCAUGGACUCCCGCUCUCCUACGCUUCACAGCCCCAGCACCCUCGGCUCCCCAGUCGACGAAAAGUCCCUUUUUGAAACCCAGCACUACGGCCCCGCUCCCGUUCAAGCCCAAGUUCGCCGUAACAAAGCCUUCUCCCCACAAAAGGUCAAGCUCACCCAAGGUAACCUCGUCAUCGACUGUCCCAUCCCAUCUAAACUCGCAUCAUUCCUUCCCCGCAAGGACUCGGAGGAGUUUACCCACAUGCGCUACACAGCCGCGACUUGCGACCCAGAUGAUUUCACGACGGGUGGUUAUGUUCUCCGUCAACAGCUUUACCACCGCGAGACGGAGUUGUUUAUUGUUGUUACGAUGUACAACGAAGACGAAGUCCUCUUCACAAGGACUAUGCACGGUGUUAUGAAGAACAUUGCACACCUCGUUUCUAGGAACAAAUCUCGUGUCUGGGGUAAGGAUGGAUGGAAAAAGGUCACAGUCUGUAUCGUUGCAGACGGACGUCGCAAGGUCAACCCGCGUGUUUUGGAUACGCUGGCCGCUAUGGGUGUCUACCAAGAUGGUAUCGCCAAGAACUUGGUCAAUGGCCGCGAAGUCAAGGCGCAUAUCUACGAGUACACUACCCAGGUCUCAGUGGAUCCUAACAUGAAGUUCGCUGGUGCGGAGAGUGGAAUGGUACCCGUCCAGAUCCUCUUCUGCUUGAAAGAGAAGAACGCAAAGAAGCUUAACUCCCACCGCUGGUUCUUCAACGCUUUCGCACCCCAGCUCAACCCCAACGUAUGUGUCCUUCUCGAUGUCGGUACGCGACCUGGGCAUAACUCCAUUUACCACCUCUGGAAAGCCUUCGACGAGAACUCCAAUGUCGCAGGUGCCUGUGGAGAAAUCAAAGCCCUGAAAGGCAAAUACUGGCGCGCCCUCCUCAACCCCCUCGUCGCUGCCCAAAACUUCGAAUACAAGAUCUCCAAUAUCCUCGAUAAACCUCUCGAGUCAGUCUUCGGCUACAUCUCCGUCUUGCCGGGUGCGUUUUCCGCCUAUAGGUAUAUUGCGUUGCAGAACGACAAGACGGGCAAUGGACCCUUGACGCAGUACUUUAAGGGAGAGAAGUUGCAUGGUGGGGAUGCGGAUGUGUUUACGGCGAAUAUGUAUCUUGCUGAGGAUCGUAUUCUUUGUUGGGAGCUUGUCGCUAAGAGGGAUGAGCAGUGGGUGUUGAAGUAUGUUCGUGCGGCGACGGGAGAGACUGAUGUCCCCGAUGGUGUGCCGGAGUUUGUGUCUCAGCGUCGUCGAUGGUUGAACGGUGCAUUCUUUGCUGCUGUUUACGCUCAGUGGAAUUUCCGUCAAAUCUGGAAGACGAAUCACACGAUUGGUCGCAAGAUUGCACUCCACAUCGAGUUCCUGUACCAGUUGAUCAACCUGAUAUUCAGUUUCUUCUCUUUGGCCAACUUCUACUUGACGUUCUACUUUGUCUGCAAAUCGCUCGCCGACGACGCUAUCGACCCCUUCGGCAACGGAUGGGGAAACAGGAUCUUUGUGUUCAUGCGUUACCUCUGUUUCCUCCUCAUCGCAUCUCAGUUCAUUCUGGCGUUGGGUAACAGACCCCAAGGUGCUCGCGGAAUGUUCAUGGGUGUAAUGGGUGGUCUAUCCUUCAUCAUGACAUACACAAUCUUCGCCGGUCUGUACAUGACAGUCUACUCGAUCAAACAAGCAAUCACGAACGGCGAAGCAGUCUUCGGAAAUAACAUCUUCACCUCCCUCGUCGUCGCGCUCGCAUCCACCAACGGUCUCUACUGGUUUGCGUCAAUCAUCUACGCAGAUCCAUGGCACAUGAUCAACUCCUUCCCACAAUACAUGAUCCUACUCCCGUCCUACAUCUGUACCCUCGGCAUCUACGCAUUCUGCAACACGCACGAUAUCUCAUGGGGUACAAAAGGUGACAAUACGAUCCACACGGAACUCGGAGCUGCUGUCAGUACGGGUAAGGGCAAGGAAGAGGUCGUUGAAGUCGAAGUCCCAACCGAGCAAUUGGACAUCGACUCCAUGUACUCCGAAGCCCUCGCCAACCUCCGGGAACGUAAGCCCCUCAUCGAACCCCCCGCCUCUGCCACAACCGCCCAAGACGAUUACUACCGCGAAAUCCGCACCCGCCUCGUCCUGGUCUGGCUCAUCGCAAACGCCUUUUUGGCGAUGGCCGUGGUCGAUAGCUUUGAUUCGGGAGUGAGUGGGACGAAUGGGUAUCUGAAGUUUAUUUUGUGGACGGUUGCGAUUUUGGCUGGGUUUAGGGUUGUUGGGAGUACGACUUAUUUGAUGAUUAACGCUGCGCAGGGGGUUGUUAAGGGGAGGAAGUAUACAAGCAAGUGAGGGAGCG